CCAAGAAUGAAAUCGAUAAAAAUCUAUCGAUAUAAUCCAGAAUCUAAAAAACCAGCAUGUCUUCAAGAAUACAGUAUCAACUUAAAUCAAUGUGGAAAAAUGGUACUGGAUGCUCUGGGAAAAAUUAAAACUGAAAUAGAUCCUACACUUACAUACAGGCGUUCGUGUCGUGAAGGAAUUUGUGGCUCGUGUGGAAUGAAUAUAAACGGAGAAAAUAAGUUGGCUUGCACUACAGCUAUACCAGAAUCAGGUGUCUUAACUAUUUAUCCAUUGCCGCAUAUGUACGUCAUUAAAGAUCUGGUGACUGAUAUGUCGCACUUUUAUAGACAAUACGCUUCUAUAGAGCCUUGGCUACAAAGAGGAGACUUAUACGAAAUGGGCGAUGAGGAAUAUUUGCAAAGUAUUCGCGACAGUGAAAAAUUGAAUGGGGCCUAUGAAUGUAUAUUAUGUGCUUGUUGUUCGGCUGCUUGCCCGUCUUACUGGUGGUCUGGUGAAGAAUAUUUGGGGCCAGCAGUUUUAUUGCAAGCGUACAGAUGGAUAAUCGACAGUAGAGAUGAAGCCACUGAAAGACGUUUGAAACAGAUGCGUUGCCGAUUUGCAGCCUAUGGAUGCAGAAGCAUUAUGAACUGCGCUAAAACUUGCCCUAAAGGUUUGAAUCCAGCCGCGGCAAUAGCUAAGAUAAAACUGAUGUUGGCCGGGUGCGCUGAAAAGGAGGAACCUGAUUUAGCAGCAAAUGCUUCUAGAGGGAAAGGCCGCUGUAAGGCAGCUAUGCCAGAAAAAUGCGAAGAUGACGAUGAUGAGCCAGAAGAACCAGAGUGCAAGGAAGAAAAGAAACCUAAAUGCAAAAAGGAGAAAAAGUCUAAACCGAAAUUCUGCGUAGAAGACAAAAAACCAAAAUCCAAAGAAGAAAAAAUACCUGAAUGUAAAAAGGAAAAGAAACCUAAACCAAAACCCAAGCCAAAGAAAUGCCCAGAACCUAAACAAGAAAAAGCACCAGUUUGCAAAGAAGAUAAGCCACCAAAAUCCGAAGAGAAAUGCGCAACAAAACCCAAAAAAGAAGCCGCUCCAAAAUGCAAAGAAAAUGAGCCACCUAAAGAGAAAGUACCAAAAUGUUUAUUAGAGGACGAACCAAAAUGCGACGAGGGACAAGCAUCAAAAGACAAAAUGAAGAAGUCUCCAAAAAGAAAAAAGGACAAAGUUCCUAAAUGUAAUUUGGAUAAAAAAGACGAUUGCGAUUAA
This is a messenger RNA of Ctenocephalides felis (cat flea), 1239 nucleotides long. RefSeq names its product succinate dehydrogenase [ubiquinone] iron-sulfur subunit-like. Gene Ontology annotation, cellular component: mitochondrial membrane. The record is from RefSeq and is a predicted model, not a curated record. Lineage: Eukaryota; Metazoa; Arthropoda; Insecta; Siphonaptera; Pulicidae. The transcript has 6 exons. Gene Ontology annotation, biological process: tricarboxylic acid cycle; respiratory electron transport chain; aerobic respiration. Bases 7 to 1239 code for a protein of 410 amino acids. Gene Ontology annotation, molecular function: 2 iron, 2 sulfur cluster binding; electron transfer activity.